Molecule: messenger RNA, 606 nt
Organism: Puccinia graminis f. sp. tritici CRL 75-36-700-3
Lineage: Eukaryota; Fungi; Basidiomycota; Pucciniomycetes; Pucciniales; Pucciniaceae
Exons: 4
Coding region: 1-606 (201 amino acids)
Source: RefSeq, a predicted model, not a curated record
AUGCACGCCAGGAUGGCCAACGUCACCUCGGCGACAACCUCGACGAUGCCUGUCAUGCCCUCCUAUCGUCCUCCCACCUCGCCCUACCACCAGCAGCCCGUGCGGCCGUCUGGCGAGCAGCUGGUUUUCGCCGCCCAGUCCACCGGAUCUGCUACCGCCUUUCGAGAGCCCGAUCGGUCCGGCUCGACCCCACAUACUUGGACCUACAGCGCCCCUCUUAGUGCACCCACCUCAAUGACCCUUAGGAAGAGACAGGUCGUAUUGGAGAUUGAGGUGAUCACCGUGGUCAAUGUGGUCCCAAAGGUUAGCUACCCGAACGCCAGCCCAGUCGCAGUCACCGUCACCGUCCCCCCGCCAGCCAAUACGAUGAUCAGUAACGGAGGUUGGCCGAUCAUCAAUCCCGGCUCAGCGGCGGCCUGUUGGUCAGACAUGGCAUGCAACAGUGUUUGCCCAAACUUCCAACAGAACGGCUGGUAUGCUCAUUGUGUAGAUGCUGCUAGUACCCAAGUGUCGCUGUCAGAUCAUCUCCCCCCAAUAUGUGUACCGGACAAGCAUGGUCAAAUGCCACAUGGGUUUCGAGUGCGCCAGCAAAGACUGUCCAAGUAA